GUGAACAUGGUUAUUGGCAUUCUGGUUUUUAACAAACUUGUAUCCAAAGAUGGAAUAACAGAUAAGAAACUGAAGGAACGGGCAGGGGCAUCCCUUUGGAGCUCCUGUGUGGUCCUACCUCUCCUGGCUCUCACCUGGAUGUCUGCAGUUCUGGCCAUCACAGACAGGCGUUCAGCACUCUUCCAGAUCCUCUUUGCUGUCUUUGACUCCUUGGAGGGUUUCGUCAUCGUUAUGGUCCAUUGCAUCCUACGGCGAGAGGUCCAGGAUGCUGUGAAGUGCCGAGUUGUGGAUCGCCAGGAAGAAGGCAAUGGAGACUCAGGGGGGUCAUUCCAGAAUGGACAUGCUCAGCUAAUGACCGAUUUUGAGAAGGAUGUGGAUAUGGCUUGUAGAUCAGGUGAGCACAUCACAGUGUUGAAUAAAGACAUCACCACCUGCAGAACCUCCACCAUCACAGGAACUCUGAAGCGUCCAUCACUGCCAGAUGAGGAGAAACUGAAACUCAACCACCAGAAAGGGUCAUCCAACUUUAACAGUCUUCCAGCCAAUGUCUCCAAGAUGCAUCUUCAGGGCUCCCCACACUACCUGGGGGCCAUCAACCUGAAUGAUUUCAGCAAUCACUCCCUCACUCUGAAGAAGGACAAGAAUCAACCACCCAAAUCCAUCUACAUCUGUGACGGGGACAUCUUCAAGAAGUUGGACUCAGAGCUCUCCCGGGCACAGGAACAAACCCUGGACACCAGCUACGUCAUCCUGCCAACCAACACGUCCACCCUACGGGCCAAAGCGCCCAAAGACGAGGGCAAAUACAGCAUCAAUAUUGACCAGAUGCCUCAGACACGGCUCAUCCACCUCAGUAUGGCUACUGACCCAGGCUUUGUGGUCAAGAGUCCUCCCCGGGAGCCUGUGGCCAUGGCAUGCAGUGAGGUUCAGGGUUCUGCCAUGAUCCAGCAGCAGCAGCAGUUGGCUCCACAAAACAUCUCCAAUGAGUCACAGAUUCCCAACAGCCUGUGUGACACAGCUGACUCAGGGAACUCAGGUGUGGUGUCCAAGAGUGAGACAGUCUCCACUCUCUCCAUGAGCUCCUUGGAGAGGCGAAAAUCCCGGUAUGCAGAGCUAGAUUUUGAGAAAAUCAUGCACACAAGGAAACGUCACCAAGACAUGUUCCAAGACCUGAACAGAAAGCUCCAGCACGCAGAGAAGGAGAAGGAGUCUCCAACAACGGACAGCAAGCAAGAAAAACAGCAGACACCAAACAAGAGACCCUGGGAAGGCAUCAGGAAAGUCCAGUCCCCACCAGCAUGGGUUAAAAAGGACAUGGAACCUGUGGCACAAUCUCCCCUAGAACUAAAAACUGUAGAGUGGGAGAAAACUGGGGCCACCAUCCCCUUGGUGGGACAAGACAUUAUUGACCUUCAGACAGAGGUCUGAGCAGAAA
Messenger RNA from Acanthisitta chloris (rifleman), 1435 nucleotides. RefSeq names its product brain-specific angiogenesis inhibitor 1 (gene ADGRB1). The transcript is spliced from 8 exons. The annotation marks the transcript as partial. Gene Ontology annotation, cellular component: postsynaptic density; dendrite; membrane. Lineage: Eukaryota; Metazoa; Chordata; Aves; Passeriformes; Acanthisittidae. Gene Ontology annotation, molecular function: G protein-coupled receptor activity. Gene Ontology annotation, biological process: adenylate cyclase-activating G protein-coupled receptor signaling pathway; engulfment of apoptotic cell; negative regulation of angiogenesis. The record is from RefSeq and is a predicted model, not a curated record.